UUAUUGAGUGGUUUAAACUCAGGAUCCAGCGUAUGGAUGAACAAAAGAGCUCAGAAGUUACUCAUGAACUUAGAUGGUUAUCCCGUGGACCAUCUGAGGUAGUAAGAAGAUACACAGGUUAUGCGAUUAAUGGUUUUAGAUUCCACACAAAGAAGAGAGAGAGAUUUUUGAAAACACAAAAUAGUGGAGUUGUUGUAAAGACAAAGACCUCAACAGAUGAAAUUAAUUACUAUGGGGCAAUAACUGAUAUACUGCUGUUGGAUUAUUCUGAAAAGUACAAGUUUGUGUUAUUUAAAUGUGAUUGGGUUGAUAUUAAUAAAGGUAUCAAGAAAGAUAAGUUUGGUAUGACGCUUGUCAAUUUCAAAUUUUUAAAACAUACUGGGAAAAAUAUUUGUGAUGACCCAUUUGUGUUUGCAUCACAAGCUAAAAAGGUGUUUUAUAUAUAUGAUGAGAGAAACAAGGAUUGGCUUGUUGUUCUCAAUGCAAAAGUUAGAGAUAUCUAUGAUAUGGGUGAUGAGGAAUCUAAUGAAAUUGAAGAAAUUCAUGGGCAACUAAUGGGCGAUACAAGUGAAGCUACUCAAAAUGUUAAUGAUUUGGUUAGGCUUCAAGUUGAAGACGAUAAUGAUUUUUUUGAAGUUGUUGAUGUUGAUAAUAUGGAUGAUGAUGAAGAUAAUGAAGAUGAUGAGGAAGACGAAUGAAGUGUGUUCUAAUUGUGCAUGAUUUUAUACAUUAUGUUUUUAUUAUACUUUUAGAUUUGUCUAUGUUUUUCUUAUACUUUUA
Messenger RNA from Cicer arietinum (chickpea), 780 nucleotides. Lineage: Eukaryota; Viridiplantae; Streptophyta; Magnoliopsida; Fabales; Fabaceae. The record is from RefSeq and is a predicted model, not a curated record.